Messenger RNA from Ilex paraguariensis (yerba mate), 1722 nucleotides. Lineage: Eukaryota; Viridiplantae; Streptophyta; Magnoliopsida; Aquifoliales; Aquifoliaceae. The record is from the annotation of a GenBank genome assembly.
AUGGAAGAGGAAGAUGCGGUCGAACUUUUACAAAGAUAUAGGCGGGACAGGCGUGUACUUCUUGAUUUCAUACUUUCUGGCAGCUUAAUUAAGAAAGUUGUAAUGCCUCCCGGUGCAGUAUCAUUGGAUGAUGUGGAUCUAGAUCAAGUCAGUGUUGAUUUUGUUCUGAAUUCCGCGAAGAAAGGUGGAAUGCUUGAACUCUCAGAAGCUAUUAGAGAUUAUCAUGAUAGCACUUUGUUUCCACAUAUGAAUAAUGCAGGUUCCACCGAUGAAUUUUUUUUGGUUACAAAUCCUGAAUCUUCAGGUUCACCACCAAGACGUGCACCACCGAUCAUCCCUGUCAUGGCACCAUCACACAUAUUGCCAAGACUAUCGGAAGCAGAAUCUCUUGAAUCCACACAAGUCGAAGAACUGUCUAGCCUAUCAAAAUCACAAUCCCUUAGCUCUGCACAAGCUCAAGAGUUAACUGUAGAUGACAUUGAUGAUUUCGAGGAUGAUGAUGACUUAGAGGAAGUUGACAGUCACAGGUAUUCAAGAAGAGUUCUGAAUGACGCUACUGAUCUUGUGUUGGGAUUGCCUUCAUUUGGAACAGGUAUUACAGAUGAUGAUCUUCGUGAAACUGCAUAUGAAAUUCUGUUGGCUGCUGCAGGGGCUUCAGGGGGCCUCAUUGUACCGUCAAAGGAGAAAAAGAAAGAAAGAAAGUCCAAACUGAUGCGGAAGCUUGGACGGGGUAAGAGCGAACAUGCUGUGACUCAGUCUCAACACACACCUGGUUUGGUUGGCCUGUUGGAGACAAUGCGUGUCCAGAUGGAGAUUUCUGAGGCAACGGAUAUCAGAACAAGACUGGGGCUGCUUAAUGCCCUGGUGGGAAAAGUGGGAAAAAGAAUGGAUACUCUUUUAAUUCCUCUGGAGUUGUUAUGUUGCAUUUCACGCACAGAGUUCUCUGACAUGAAAGCUUAUAUAAGAUGGCAAAAAAGACAAUUAAACAUGUUGGAGGAGGGGCUUGUAAAUCACCCUGCUGUGGGAUUUGGAGAAUCAGGGCGCAGAGCUAGUGAACUGAGAAUUCUUUUGGCAAAGAUUGAAGAGUCUGAGUCUCUUCCAUCUUCUACGGGUGAACUUCAACGGACAGAAUGCUUAAGAUCACUCAGAGAGAUUGCUAUUCCACUGGCAGAGAGACCAGCUCGAGGUGACUUAACUGGUGAAGUAUGCCAUUGGGCAGAUGGCUACCAUCUAAAUGUCAGGCUUUAUGAGAAAAUGCUUCUCAGUGUCUUUGACGUUCUAGAUGAAGGAAAGCUAACAGAGGAAGUGGAAGAAAUUCUGGAACUUUUGAAGUCAACCUGGCGUAUUUUGGGAAUUACAGAGACAAUUCAUUACACCUGCUAUGCAUGGGUGCUAUUCCGACAGUUUGUCAUCACUAGCGAGCAAAGAAUCCUGCGGUUUGCCAUUGAACAGUUAAAGAAAAUACCAUUGAAGGAGCAACGUGGUCCACAGGAAAGGUUGCAGUUGAAAAGCUUACGUUGCAGGGUUGAAAGUGAACAGGGGUUUCAAGAGUUUACUUUCUUACAGUCCUUCUUACUACCCAUCCAAAAAUGGGCUGAUAAGCAGCUUGGAGACUACCAUCUCCACUUUGCUGAGGUUUACACUCGGACCCUAUUCUGUUUGCCACUUGCUGAUACUAGUUUGCAUGCACAGAUGUUUGAAUACAAGCAGCAGCAAAACUGA